This is a messenger RNA of Rotaria socialis, 479 nucleotides long. The record is from the annotation of a GenBank genome assembly. NCBI's taxonomy places the organism in Eukaryota, Metazoa, Rotifera, Eurotatoria, Philodinida, Philodinidae.
ACCCCACACCCACAUACACACACUCCACACCCACAUACACACACUCCACACCCACAUACACACACUCCACACCCACACCCUUUUUCUUUCUUGUUCUGUCAACUAUUAGUGGAAUAUUAGAACGAGACAAGUAUUCUCAGCAGGAUUCUAUAUGCUUUUAUUCAUUCACAAGUUCGUCUAUCCAUUAUAGGAUCUUCUCUUGGCCGUCUUGUUUCAGAAGUGUUGUAAAGAUGCCAGCCAACACAUUUGAUCAUGAGAAUAUAAACACAAUCGGGAUUGCAGCUCAUGACUCUGUAUUGGUAGAAACAUCGGAACUUGAUGCGGCACUGACAUCGGAGAAGCAUCCCUUGCAACGAAGUCCAUCGAACAAUAGUAGUAACACGGUGAUUAUUUUUCUCGGUGAAUCAAAGUCGGCCGUUGAAAAUCUUGAUGAAAAUAACCAAUUAUCCGCCGAAAAGCAACAGCAAUCUGACAGGUAA